This is a messenger RNA of Schistosoma mattheei, 564 nucleotides long. The record is from the annotation of a GenBank genome assembly. Lineage: Eukaryota; Metazoa; Platyhelminthes; Trematoda; Strigeidida; Schistosomatidae.
AUGGAUCCGAGAUCACAAUUUAUAUUUUCUACUGCUCAAACAUAUUUCCAGCUGGACAGCAUAAACUUGAAUGAGCUUGAAAAUGAACGACAUGUCAGUAGUUUUUUAGAUUGCCUAAAUAUUUUUACUCUUGCUUGCUAUCUCGGAAAAAACGGAAGUUUAUUGUUCUUUAAUGAGAUUGUACAUCAUGACAAUACAAAACAAAUGCUCGUGUUUGUCAAAUUACAACCAACCUACUUAAAUGAGAAAAAUUACAAAACAAACGUUAUGGUUUGUUCAAUUCCUGGUUCUCCAGUUCUUAGUUUCUACACAUCUAUCAGUAUUUUCACACUCACGGAUGAAGUUAAUUAUUGGCGCAAUAAAUCAAGAUGCUGUUCGAAUAAUAAUGUAGAUGAGAUGAAGCAGUGUGAGUUUUUUGCAUCCCUUCUUGAAAGUCCAGCCAAAGAAUGCAGUCGUAUUGAGUCUUUAUCUCAAUCAGCCUUGGAUUCAAAGAUUGACUCAUUGGGAUUGUCUACUCAUUGUGCUAAUUCCACUCAAAAACAGCCUUCUUUUGGAGUUUUUUAA